CUUGCCUUGCGCGUGCGCGCCCGGAAAGGGGCGGGGUUAUUUCUCUCUCUCCUUCCCCACUCCCAAUAGCCGCGGCGCUAUGGAAAGUGGAGGCGUUGCGUCGUAGGCCGCGCGCCGGGAAGGAGGUCUCUUAAUGUUCAGUGGUACAGCUGCACUGUUGAACUGUAAGGAGCCCCGUGGGUUUGGGGCGCCGGUAUGAUUGCAGAGAUGAGGCCUGCUACUUCCACGGAUGAAGAAGAAAAUGCUACAUUUAAAAUUUUGGUUGCUACCGACAUUCAUCUUGGGUAUUUGGAGAAGGACGCGGCACGUGGAAAUGAUACGUUUGUAACAUUUGAUGAAAUAUUGAAACUUGCUCAAGAUAAUGAGGUGGAUUUUCUUUUAUUAGGAGGCGAUCUCUUUCAUGAAAACAAACCUUCCAGAAAAACAUUACAUACUUGCUUAGAAUUAUUAAGAAAAUAUUGUAUGGGCGACCGUCCUAUACAGUUUGAAAUUCUGAGUGACCAGUCAGUUAAUUUUGGUUUUAGCAAGUUUCCUUGGGUGAACUACCAAGAUGACAAUCUCAACAUUUCUAUUCCAGUUUUUAGUAUUCAUGGCAACCAUGAUGAUCCAACAGGGGCAGAUGCUCUUUGUGCUUUGGACAUCUUAAGUUGUGCAGGACUUGUGAAUCAUUUUGGACGAUCACCAUCUGUAGAGAAGAUAGACAUUAGUCCUGUUUUGCUUCAGAAGGGCAGUUCCAAAAUUGCUCUUUAUGGAUUAGGAUCUAUUCCAGAUGAGAGGCUUCACAGAAUGUUUGUGAACAAGCAAGUAACUAUGCUGAGACCAAAGGAAGAUGAAGAUAGUUGGUUUAAUCUGUUUGUAAUUCACCAGAACAGGAGCAAACAUGGUGCCACAAAUUAUAUUCCGGAACAGUUUCUAGAUGAUUUUAUUGACCUUGUAAUUUGGGGUCAUGAGCAUGAAUGUAAAAUAGCUCCUGCCCGAAAUGAACGACAACUUUUCUAUGUGUCUCAGCCAGGAAGUUCAGUGGUCACAUCUUUGUCACCAGGAGAAGCUGCCAAAAAACAUGUUGGCUUGCUGCGCAUCAAAGGCAAAAAAAUGAAUAUGCAAAAGAUUCCUCUCCAAACAGUACGGCCUUUCUACAUUGAGGACAUUGUUCUUGCUGACCAUCCUGACAUCUUUAAUCCCGACAAUCCUAAAGUAACACAAGCGAUACAAGCUUUCUGCAUGGAAAAGGUUGAAGCCAUGUUGGACAAUUCAGAAAGAGACCGUCUUGACAACCCCAGACAACCGGAUAAGCCUCUAAUAAGAUUACGAGUAGAUUACAGUGGAGGCUUUGAACCAUUCAACAUUGUGCGUUUCAGCCAAAAGUUCAUGGAUAGGAUAGCUAAUCCCAAAGAUAUCAUACAUUUUUUCAGGCACCGGGAGCAAAAAGAGAAAAAUGAUGAGAUUAACUUUGGAAAACUGGUCCACAAGCCUGCAUCAGAGACAACAACUUUGAGGGUAGAGGAUCUUGUUAAACAAUACUUCCAGACAGCUGAGAAGAAAGUGCAGCUUUCCCUCCUGACUGAAAGAGGCAUGGGAGAGGCAGUGCAAGAGUUUGUGGAUAAGGAGGAGAAGGAUGCGAUUGAGGAGCUGGUGAAAUUCCAGCUAGAGAAGACGCAGCGGUUUCUGAAGGAACGCCAUACAGAUGCAGAGGAAACCAAAAUUGAUGAAGAGGUGCAACGCUUUAGAGAGUCGAGAAGAAAAAACACCAUGGAGGAGGACGAGGAAGUUCGAGAGGCUUUAAACAGGGCCAAAGCUCAUAGAUCUCAGGGAGCCUAUCAUGCUUCCGUCAGUAGUGAUGAUGACCUCAUGGAUGUGGCUGCCUCUGGUCAAAGGGCUAAUGAUGAUUCGGAUGAUGAUGAUUUGCCACCCAGCAGAGGAAGAGGGAGAGGUCGGGCAAGAGGCGGUAAAGGGCAGAACGCAGCAGCAAGAGGAGCAUCUCGACGAGGAAGAGGAGGAGGCAUUGGCCAGGACCAGAUGAUUAGCAGCAGAACAUAUAAAUCUGCACCCGUCCCUACAAAGAAUAUGUCCAUCAUGGAUGCUUUCAAGUCAUCAAGACAGCAACCUCCCCGGAAUAUGCCAGUCAAGAGUUAUUCAGAGGUAAUUGAAGAUGAUGACUCUGAUUUGGAAGAAGUAUCUUUUACUCCAUCCUCCACUGCAAAUCCAAGAUCGUUCGGAGCAUCAGCAUCUAGCAAAAGGAGCUCACAGAGCCUGGCAUCAAAAGGAGUAGACUUUGAAUCCGAUGAGGAUGAUUCUGAGUUAUUCAAGAGCACUUCAAGAAGAAGCAGGCGAUAAUUUCAGAGCCCGCUGUAUGGAAGGAUAAUGCAGGCGGGGGAAAAAACCCCUCUGGAAAUUCUGUAAAGGAAUCUUACGAUCUAUGCAGCUUUUCUCCAAUAAUUUCACAGUUAAUUACAUGUUGCCUUGAAAUGUUUUGCUUCCUUGAUGGAGGAGUAAUUGUUACUUAUUCUCUAUAUGUAGUAUCACUUAAUGCAAAUGACAUUUCUAAUAGCUGAACCAUAUUCCUCCCUGCCCUUGUUUAAGAUAGAAUAAAUACUCAAAAAAGAUGAUGAGGCAAUGGGCCCAUUGCCCAGGCCAUAGCUGAGGAACAGCCAGUGAUUUUUAAAAUUCCAUUGCCUUUUUUAUAUUACAGAGGAAUAAAUGAGACCUUUUUCUGUAAGUGAAUCGACAGUGCUCUCGCUUGCUUUCUUUGUUUCUUAAACCUUAUACUUCAGUCAUAGAGGGAAUGCUGACAGUGUUAAGUAUUAAAUCCAUCUUGGCUGCUUCCUGUAAGCAGGAGGCAGUAAGCAGGGCUUGCCAAGUCCUUGGAUAUAAAAUGUGACUCUCAUUCCGAAACUGUUUAUAAGCUUAAAAGUACAGUUCAGCAUGAAGAAUCUCAGAAAGCAUAAAUAGCUUUAGGGUAAUGCCUUAUUCUGAAUGCUUUGCAACACUUUCUUAGCAAUUCCACCAGCUGGCUACGUUGAGCUGGUGCUGGUGGGAUGCCUGCCUGUAAUUGUAAGAAAAAUUGGCAGGGAUUUAAUUGACAUGCAUAGAAAGUAGUAAAUUGAGAUGGUACAUGGAUAAAAGGCCAUAGCCCCACCUGGCGUUUCUUAUUUUUCAGUUCUUCCUCUGUUUUGUAUCUGCCCAAAUUAUGGCCAUUGUUUCAUUGACUUCGGAAACAUCAGUCCGAAAGAAGGGUACCUGAAGAUAAUUUCCAACAUAAAGAGCCAUGUUGGAUUUGGUAAAUGUUUGAGUGGAGCGGUAUAUUUUUACAUGGAAAGUCCAUUGACAACGGUGAUGAUAUUUUUAUAGACAUUUUAACUGUCUUAGAAAAACACAUAGGAGAACAAAUAAUGUUAUUUAUUUGUUAUGGAACUGUUAAAUACUGGGGCUUUCUUAAAAUUCUAUAUUUUUCCUUCUCAUAUUAUCAAGAUUUUGGGUGGGUUCAUAAUGCCUGCUUAGAAUACUUCUGAAUUUUGGUUUGGUCUUAUCAAACAUAGAAUCAGAAAAGAGGCUCUUGAUUAUACUGCAAUAAGGAGAAAGGUACAGUGAAUAGUGACUGCAUUGAAGUACUUAUUUUCGUUGAUUUCUCUGUGGAGUGCCUUCAUGAUCGGAAGCCCCAGAACCUCCCCAUGCUUCAUCCACAACCUGUUUUCGUCUCCUUGUUGGCCAAACCUACCAGCUAGAAUAGAGAUGUGUUUCAGAAACUAAUAUUCUGUAUACAACCAUUUUGCAAAUAAAUUUACAAAAAGCAA
Messenger RNA from Podarcis muralis (Common wall lizard), 3791 nucleotides. It is a transcript of the gene MRE11, whose product is annotated as MRE11 double strand break repair nuclease. Gene Ontology annotation, cellular component: site of double-strand break; Mre11 complex; nucleus. Gene Ontology annotation, biological process: mitotic G2 DNA damage checkpoint signaling; telomere maintenance; mitochondrial double-strand break repair via homologous recombination. The record is from RefSeq and is a predicted model, not a curated record. Gene Ontology annotation, molecular function: single-stranded DNA endonuclease activity; manganese ion binding; 3'-5'-DNA exonuclease activity. NCBI's taxonomy places the organism in Eukaryota, Metazoa, Chordata, Lepidosauria, Squamata, Lacertidae.